Molecule: messenger RNA, 1475 nt
Organism: Fundulus heteroclitus (mummichog)
Lineage: Eukaryota; Metazoa; Chordata; Actinopteri; Cyprinodontiformes; Fundulidae
Gene: trmu
Product: tRNA 5-methylaminomethyl-2-thiouridylate methyltransferase
Exons: 11
Coding region: 99-1349 (416 amino acids)
Biological process (GO): tRNA wobble position uridine thiolation
Cellular component (GO): mitochondrion
Molecular function (GO): sulfurtransferase activity
Source: RefSeq, a predicted model, not a curated record
CAAACAUGUUGCAAGGGGUUAGCUAAUGUUUUCAGAGUUACGCAAGCUCUAAAGGGAUACAGUGGCCAAUGUAAAGGGUUACGCUCGUUGAGAACGGCAUGGGGCUGAUGAGACACGUCGUGUGCGCCAUGUCCGGCGGGGUGGACAGCUCUGUGGCGGCUCUGCUGCUGAAGAGAAGAGGUUACAACGUGACGGGGGUGUUCAUGAAGAACUGGGACUCUCUGGAUGAGAGCGGAGUGUGCAGCACGGAGAGGGACUGCGAGGACGCCUACAGAGUGUGCCAGAUCCUGGACAUCCCCUUCCACCAGGUGUCCUACGUCAAGGAGUACUGGCACGACGUGUUCAGCCAGUUGCUGAAGGAGUACGAAAAGGGCAGGACUCCAAAUCCCGACAUCCUCUGCAACAAGCACAUCAAAUUCAACCACUUCCACAAGUAUGCCAUGCACACUUUGGGCGCCCAAGCCAUGGCAACGGGCCAUUACGCCAGGUCGUCCCAGGAAGACGAAGAGGUUUUCCAGCAGGCCCACGCGUCCCCGCCCACCACGCUGUUCAGGGACCGAUUCGAGAUCAGAAACCCCGUGAAGCUGUGCAAAGGAGCCGACCUCGUCAAAGACCAGACCUUCUUCCUCAGCCAGAUCUCGCAGGACGCCCUGCGGCAAACCCUCUUCCCACUCGCCGGGCUGACCAAGGAGUUCGUGAAAAAGAUGGCGGCCGAGGCAGGGUUUCAUCACGUGCUGAAGAAGAAAGAGAGCAUGGGCAUCUGCUUCAUUGGAGAGAGAAACUUUGAAAACUUCAUUUUAGAGUACCUGGAGCCAAAUCCUGGGAACUUUGUGUCUAUUGAGGACGGGACGGUGAAAGGAACGCAUAAAGGCUGGUUCACGCUGACGCUGGGCCAGAGGGCGAGGAUAGGUGGCCAGAAAGAUGCCUGGUUCGUGGUGGACAAAGACAUUGUCACCGGGGAUGUGUUUGUAGCUCCAACUACUAACCACCCGGCUCUUUUCCGCGACACGGCGCGAACCGAGCGCUUCCACUGGAUCGCCGGGGACCCGCCCGCGGAGCUGGUCAGGACCCAGAUGAUGGAGUGCCAGUUCCGCUUCAUCCACCAGAUGCCGCUGGUGCCCUGCGCGGUAACGCUGAACAUGGACGGCUCGGUGUGGAUUUCCCUCUCCCGGCCGGUCAGAGCGCUGACGCCCGGACAGUUUGCGGUGCUCUACAAAGGCGACGACUGCCUGGGCAGCGGGAAGAUCAUCCAGCUGGGGCCCAGCGAGCACACGCUGCAGAAGGGCCGCGAGCGGCUGGUGGCGAGCCAGAACCAAAAGGACGAGCCGACGCCCGAACCAGCCAGCUGAGCUCCCACGUCUGAGGCCGACCGCGUUGGAUCUGCAGUUUGUCUGAUAGAUUAGGCAGCACGGCCUGUCCAGGAUGACGUGCAUGGAGACUCUAGAGGACGUUUAAAGUGAUUUUCCACAACCUUG